UUUGUACUUUGCGCCACCACCAGCACGUGGAAAGGAAGUGUAGAGGUAUAUGUGCACAGCACGUAACUCCUCCAUCGCCCCCAUAGACGCCAUCCACACCAUGCCCACUCUACCUCCGCGGAUUUAAUGGUAUUAUUAUUAUUAUUAUUAUUAUUUUUACCAGAGCACAAUAGUCUCCUGCGUCAGACCUGCCGCGCCAUGCGUGUCCUGUGAGCGCCAACCGCCGCCUGGCUGGAUCCUCCACGAGCGCAGUGAUGUUGCACACGGACUUACAGUAGCAGAGCCUCGAUGAAGAACAUUUCAUUCGCCACGGCGUCCUAACGUCCUAACGCUACCUCCACUUUUCAGAAGAAGCACAACCUCUUCUCCCUGGCACCUUUCCACUUCUUCUUGAACUCCAAAUUAAACACCUCCAAAGUCUCCUCUCUUCACCGUCUGCACGCCUUGGAGGAACAUUCCUAUUUUUCUAGCCAUGCCAAAUAACACCAGGGUGACCCAGCUGGAGCACAGCAGUGAGCCGGUCACUGAGUCUGUGGCUGACCUGCUGUCUCUGGAGCACCCCAUGGACUAUAAGAGCAGUCAGAUGAGCAUGGGCCUCAGCCCGGGCUCAACUGCCCCGGUAAGAGCACUGCUGCCUUCCCCUGACCCUGAUGCAGAGGACGGACGGCCGGCAUGGAACAACAAGAUGCAGUACAUCUUGGCGCAGGUGGGCUUUUCUGUGGGUCUGGGUAACGUCUGGAGGUUCCCCUACCUGUGCCAGAAGAAUGGCGGGGGCGCUUACCUGGUGCCCUACUUCAUCCUCCUCCUCCUCAUCGGCAUCCCUCUGUUCUUCCUGGAGCUGGCGGUGGGUCAGCGAAUUAGGCGUGGCAGCAUUGGUGUGUGGAACUAUGUGUACCCCCAGCUGGGAGGCAUCGGGGUUUCUAGUCUGAUGGUUUGCGGCUUUGUGGGCCUCUACUACAACGUGAUCAUCGGAUGGAGCAUCUUCUACUUCUUCCAGUCUUUCCAGUACCCGCUUCCUUGGGCUGAAUGUCCCGUCCAAAUCAAUGGAACUCAAGCCAUCGUGGAGCCAGAGUGUGAGAAAAGUUCAGCCACAACGUACUUCUGGUACCGUAGAACGCUCAACAUCACCAGCAGCAUCGACGACACUGGCGGACUCAACUGGCAGAUGACUCUGUCCUUGCUGAUCGCUUGGAUCUUGGUGUGCUUGGCUGUCAUCAAGGGCAUCCAGUCCUCUGGGAAGGUGAUGUACUUCAGCUCACUCUUCCCUUACGUGGUGCUCUUCUGUUUCCUGGUGAGAGGCUUGUUCUUGAGAGGAGCAGUGGAUGGCAUCGCCCACAUGUUCACCCCAAAGCUGGAAAAGAUGUUGGAGCCACAGGUGUGGAGAGAGGCAGCCACCCAGGUGUUCUUUGCGCUGGGUCUGGGCUUCGGAGGAGUCAUUGCCUUCUCCAGUUACAACAAGCGAGACAACAACUGCCACUUUGACGCCGCCCUGGUCUCCAUCAUCAACUUUGUUACGUCCAUCUUGGCCACUCUAGUUGUUUUUGCUGUCCUGGGCUUCAAGGCAAACAUCAUGAACGAGAAGUGUGUUAUAGAGAAUGCCGAGAAGAUACUAAUGUAUCUGAAUACCAGCGUGCUGAGCAAAGAGCUCAUUCCUUCUCACAUCAACUUCUCCCACCUGACCACACAAGACUAUGCAGAAAUGUACGGAGUCAUUAAGACAGUGAAGGAGGAAAACUUUGCCCAGCUAGGCCUGGACCCUUGUAUGCUGGAGGAUGAACUCAACAAGUCGGUUCAGGGCACUGGCUUGGCGUUCAUCGCCUUCACAGAAGCCAUGACGCACUUCCCUGCCAGCCCUUUCUGGUCUGUCAUGUUCUUCUUCAUGCUGAUUAACUUGGGCCUGGGAAGCAUGAUCGGAACCAUGACGGGCAUCACCACGCCCAUACUCGAUGCCUUCAAGGUCCGCAAAGAGAUCCUGUGCGUGGUUUGCUGUGUCAUUGCCUUCCUAUUGGGUCUGCUGUUUGUGCAGCGUUCAGGGAACUACUUUGUCACCAUGUUUGACGACUACUCGGCUGGAUUGCCGCUCACCGUGGUGGUCAUCCUAGAGAACAUCUCUGUGGCCUGGAUAUACGGCACUAAACGGUUCAUGCAGGACCUGGAGGACAUGCUUGGUUUCAGGCCGUACUCUUUCUAUUACUACAUGUGGAGGUACGUGUCACCAGCUGUGCUGGUGGUACUGAUUGUGGCGACCGUCAUCGAGAUGGCCAUCAGCCCCGCGGGAUACAACGCUUGGGUUGAAGCCGAGGGCUCAGAGCGUUUCCACAGCUACCCACCCUGGGCUUUAGGCAUGGCCUAUUCCCUCAUCGUGCUGGCCAUGCUGCCCUUACCUCUGGUUUUCAUCGUCCGCCACUUCAACCUCGUGUCGGACGGCUCCAACAAGCUGUCAGUCUCUUACCGUAAAGGCAUGAUGAAGGAUAUCUCCAACCUGGAGGAACAGGACGAGCAGCGCUUCAUCCUCAACAAGAACCCCAGCGAGGCUCCUUCUCCCAUGCCCCCUCACCAUGCCUACCUGGGGCCCGGGGGUACCCAGGAGAUGACCAACACCAACUAUGGCACCAGCACCAAGACAGGCUACCAGAACAUCGGCUCGCCCGAGUCCGAGCUAUGAUGCAGCAUUUCGCAGUGCGUCGUCCGGAGAAAAGAAGAGAAAAAAAAAAUCCACCGACGUGUUUUUUUUCUCCAUAUCACCUUCACCUGUCAAGUGAUCAGUAGACGUUUUCCAAGCUUCAGGUGUGCCCAAUUUGCCAUGUUCUGAAUAAUAAUCCCACAUUUAGGAGGUGGUUUUCUGAAUGUAAAGAGCACAAUCUCGUACAAAUUGUUCACCCUACAUGGUCACAAUACUAGUGUCUGAAACGUGAUUGUGGUGUUGUUAAACAAGCACAUUCUUAUUUGUGCUACUGCGGGACAGAUGCAGCUAUAUUUCCAGCAUCUCUGAGCCUUAAAACAAAGCAGCACUUUUUCUUUUGCCAUCAUAUCUUUCUUAGACAAACACAGCUCCGUGUUUGAUCCCGGUUGUCCAACCAAUCAUGUUAAGCGCAAAAUGCUUGUGUUUGAUCAGCUUCACGCUCGCCAUUGCCGGGGCUCGGUGGUGUGAGUUUUUUCAUUCAAAUGCAGAAAUGCCUGUUUGGGCUUGUGCGCCACUCCUGAAUGUGAAAAGGUGGGUAAAAAUAGAGUUGUGCGUUACCCAGUGGAAGCCGUGGCAACGCGCCAUAGAUACAGAGCCUUUUGUGAUGACGAGGAGGAGGAGAGUGGACGCCUUGGCUUUUGUUGGCUGCACUUGCACAUUUGCUCAGCAAUAGACGAGACGGUUUACUGUUAAUCCGUUAUUUACCUUCAUUAUAGAACAUUCCGACACCUGGAACACAAAGGCUAUAUUUUGAUGUCUGUACAUGUGUAUUUUCCUGUGAGUGCAAUUUUUGGUGGAUUCAAAUUGUACAGUGAUGUAACCAUAUUGAAGUGGCAAUACACUACUGUAACCACUAGGGGUCUCUGCUGGUCAACAGAGGAGACAAUGCCCCGCCCCCCUUUCCCUGUAGCCCCUUUUCGAGGCAAAACCAAUGCUUGAGACUGAUCAGGUGUAAAGUGAUGCACACACAGGUCAGUCCAGGGGCGCCGCUAGGGAUUUUGGGCCCCAUGAAAAGAAUCUUUACAGGGCCCCUCUAUCUUUACAGGACCCCACUGUAUUAUAAUUUCAUCAUCAUUAGGGGCCUCUCUGGGCCCCCCCCCUCCAUCAUGGGCCACUAGAAUCCGUCUCCUUCACCCCCCCUUUUCGGCGCCCCUGGGUCAGUCACAGUGUUGGGUGCCUGCGGAGCGUCUGUUUGCCUUAUGCUUCCUGUGCCAGUUCGUUCUUGAUGAUAUACUUUAACUAUGUGCAGUUUUAAUCAAUGUUAUUUCGUCGUGUCCACUUGAACACUGUAAUUAGAUUGAGACCCUUGAGUUGUUUUGUUAAGCACACACUUUUAGAGGGCAGCUUUGUGGGAUUUGAAGUCAAUAGCAUGCACUUAUGAGGGUUUGAAGGUGGUCAAAGCGCUUUAAGUUAGGUUAGGGUACUUUAUUAGUACCCAAAUGUGAACUCGUUUUGCAGCCAGCAAGAUCAGGACUUCCAUUGAAUAUAGAGAAAAAGUAAAAUGAUGAAUAAAUGAAAUUAGUUUACUUCGGUCAUAUAAUCUACCAUUUUGUGUGAUCAAUUUAACAGCACAAAUUAUACAUAUUAACAAUCAUAUACAUAAACACACAAAAAGAAAAAGAAUGACCGAAAAAGGAAUAGGCUGAAGCCAAGACUUAUAUUUGCCUAUCCUAUACAUUCACUGAAAAUUAGAUUGCCUGUAACAUCAAUGGGAUGAAAGUAAUUGAUGCUAUAUUUUAUAUUUUUCCAUUAUUUCACCUUUGAAGGCUUUCUUAAACCUUAACAAAGAGUUAAUUAAAUAAAUAAUUAAUGUACCAAUGAUUACAACACUCACGCUAGGUGUGGUGAAAUGUGUCCUCUGCAUUGAAUCCAUCCCCUUGAUCACCCCCUGGGAGGUGAGGGGAGCAGUGGGCAGCAGCGGUGCCGCGCCCGGGAAUCAUUCUUGGUGAUUCAACCCCCAAGCAGGGAGGUAAUGGGUCCCAUUUUUAUGGUCUUUGGAAUGGCUCGGUCGUGGUUUGAACUCACAACCUACCGAUCUCAGGGCGGACACUAUAACCACUAGGCCACUGAGAACUACAUGUCGUCAACUCAUCACUGAGCUUGUUCCAGCAUUUUACUCCUAAAACUGAAAUACAUUUGUAUUUAUAUUCGUUCUUACUUUACAUAUUUCAAAAAUCAAUACCCACCAUAAAUUAUGGUUUUCGCCUCUUAAUUUAAAGAACCUGAGAAUACAAGCUGGAAGGCUGUUGUUCUUUACUCGAAACAUAAUUUCCAUUGUUUUAAAAAAAAAACACAAUAUCUGAAAAUUUUAAAACAUUACAACUUAUGAAUAAGGGAUUGGUAGGUUCAUAGUAGCACGUUUUGUGUAUUAUUUUAGUUACGCUAUUUUGAAGUUUAAUUAUUGGGUCUAUGUUUGUUUCAUAAACAUUUUCCCAAACUUCAUGUUAAAUAUAGAAAAAAGAAAGACUACUAUUACAUAUGCAGACAUUUCUUAUUCAGCAUGUGUCUUACUCUAUAAGGAAUAAUAAUAAUAAUAUGUUAGACAUGUAAUUCAUGGACGUACCACAUAACCAGCAUUGGUAAGAUCAUAAAAUUGUAAAUCAACUAAAGGUUCUCCAUAAAAAAGAUAACAUAUAUAAUCACAAUAAAGUGAAGUGAAGUGAAGUGAAUUAUAUUUAUAUAGCGCUUUUUCUCUAGUGACUCAAAGCGCUUUACAUAGUGAAACCCAAUAUCUAAGUUACAUUUAAACCAGUGUGGGUGGCACUGGGAGCAGGUGGGUAAAGUGUCUUGCCCAAGGACACAACGGCAGUGACUAGGUUGGCAGAAGCGGGAAUCGAACCUGCAACCCUCAAGUUGCUGGCACGGCCACUCUACCAACCGAGCUAAACCGCCCAAAGUAGGACUUGGAGCAAUCCACAAUAAAGUAUCAUAAAUAAAAUGAUAAAUUACACCAAAACAAACAUGGGCAAAAAGAUGGACUACAACUUGUUUAGUUAAGUUAUGGCAAUUGGUACAAAACUGCAUCUGUACUGUUUUGUUUUGCCUCUUGAAUUAAAAUAUAAUUAUUCAUAAACACUGACUGCACAGUAUCAGGAGCAAUUCCACCUACUGCAGUGUUUAAAUGACUGGAACUUUACAUUUUUAGGUGAGACGACAGGGCUGUCUAGUAGUUGACCACAUGUCACCUUACAUAGUGGAACCUCGAUUUACGAACUUAAUUGUUUCUUCAACAUGGUUCACCAACCGAAAAGUUGGAACAAAAAAGAAGAGUUCGAAUAGUGAAGCAGAGUUCCCCAUAAGAAUCAAUGUAAACAUGAAUAACAGGGGGUGAAUAACUUAACAAUCUCUUUUUUUUAAUCCAAACAACACAACAACAUAACAGCAAGCUUAAAUGUCAACACGUAUUCUUGUUGGUGCGCUCUAAAACCCCAAAAAAAAAAAAAAAGCAACUAGUUUUACCAUGUGCUUGGGAAUAUUUGUGCCAGCGUUGAACACUAGGAGUUUUGGAGUGUCAAAUGAAUAACUUUGAUUUAUAUCGCGCUUUUCUAAACACUCAAAGCGCUCACAGAGAAGUAGGACUCAUCAUUCAUUCACACCUGGUUGUGGUAAGCUACAUCAGUUGCCAAAGCUGCCCUGGGGUAGACUGAAUGGGCAGUGGCUUCACAUCGUCACCAUUAUCGUUAGCACAAACAAGCAGUGUAAGGCGAUCCUUCACCAUAUUGUGUCUAGGUAGUGCCUUUUCCUUCUCUGUAAUAAAGGUCCGCUGUAGCAUCUUUUUUGGUCUCAUCCCAAUUAAAGUCUUUCUGUGUAACAAAGGCCCCUCAGCUUAUAAAAUCCCCGAACUGGAGGAGUCGCAAGUCAGUCACACAAAGUGAAUUCUAAGUGCUCUGACCGCGCCAACAAUUGUAGAAAUAAAUCGUAUACUCCAGCACAAUCGUAGAAAUAAACUCAUCAGAAUUGCCACUUGGCGUUGAAGCUCUGCAAAAUGACAGAGUCCAGGUGUAUAGGAUGACAUGGGGGCCCCCCAUCUCUUCAAAAUGCAAAAUGAAUGAAGUAACCAUUGGUUGAAACAUGGUCCGAACACAGAGGCAUAUUUGGGGCGAUUGUAAACGUUUGUAAACCGAAACGGUCACAAAUAGAGGCAUAAGAUUUUGUUGAAAUAACCCACAAAAUAUGUUAGAGGCUCCAAAAGCACUACAGUCGUUCCUCGCCACGUCACACUUCAAAGUUUGGGGCUUCACCAUAUUGAAGUAGUUUGUUUUUUAAAUAACCAAUUCUUGGUGUUUCGGGGCUGAAUUAAACAUUCUCAAACAUAAAAUGGCUAAAUGAGCAAUAAAAUACUAACUCGACAGUUGUAUUAUCCACGAGAGUCAAACGAAUCAAAGUGCACUUUUCAGUAUCGUGGCCAGUGAUUGGCUCAGCUUCAGGCAGCAUUACUGUAUUGGAUUAAACAGUGUAAAAGUGACUAUGGCUGUUAUUUUAGGUCUCAUACUGUCAAAACCUGUCUUUAGAAGGUCGUAAACAGUUUUUAAUGCUCUAGCAAUGAAAAUGUACAAUUCAUAAUUAAUCAUUCAUACUUCACAGAAAGUAAUUUACCUCGGUUAAGGCCUGGAACCAAUUGACAAUGAUAAACGAGGGUUUACUGUAUAACCUUCUCAGAUCCAGCAUCCUCUGCAGUGGACGUCUGUAUUUUGCAUAACAGGGCAAUUUUUUUUUUUUUUCAAAAGGUGUAACUGAAAAAAAGCAAUAGCCCAAAAACAAAUGUCCACUAAAGAAGACAUUGGUUCGAAGGACAAAAUAUUGAUUAUCAUAGGAUGAGUAUAGAAUUUGGUACUUUUAUUGCCACCAAGCAAUUCAAACGGUGCCAUAUUUCGAGAGCUCUGUUGCACAUGACGCCAUGAGCGGGUGCCUCGAAGAUAUUUUGGAAAAAAAAAACAAGUAUGCAUGUUAGAAAAUGCUGGAAAAUAAGGUUGUAUUUCUCAAAAUGUUUUUGCUUGAAGCUAAUAUAAUUGGAAUUAGCCUUAGACAUGCUACUGAUUAGCAUCAGCGAUUUUACAUGGCGAUUUCAACACAUCCAAUUUCGGUAAUGAAAUCUACAAUUACGAUGCACCUUACAAUCAAGUGGCAUGUACCUAUUACAAGGUACAAUACUUACAGGAUAAAUCAUUUUAAGGGCGCAACAAAAGACUAGAGUCAUCUGACUAGACAACACAUUGUCUAUGCAAUACUGCCAUCUAACGUUUUUGAAUCGCAACUGCAUGCUAAGUCUACUUUUUGAUACUUGCAAAUGAGACUCAAAAUUUUGAGAAAAAAAGACCCACAGCACAGUUAUUAUUAAACAAAUAACAUGUAUUUCCACAUGAACACAUGCAGAAGUAGCGAAAAUUGGUAUCGUAUUGAUUUUUAAACGUAAAAUGUAGCCAUCUCUAAUUAUCCAAGAUGAUGUACCGCGUGUCUAUCUUGUUUGCCUGUUGCACGGUUGUAAGAACAUACCUAUAGACAACAACUGUUGGAAAGAGAAAACUGCUCGGUUAUGAUUUUCCUUAUUUCAGACAUGCUUAACAGCGUUCCAUUAACGUCCAUCACAUGUUUACACUUGCACAAUUCAACAUGUCUGACAUCCAUCCAUCCAUUUUUCUACCGCUUAUUCCCUUUGGGGUUGCGGGGGGCGCUGGUGCCUAUCUCAGCUACAAUCGAGCAAAAGGCGGAGUACACCCUGGACAAGUCGCCACCUCAACGCAGGGCUAAUAUAUAUAUAUAUGUUUUAGUCAAUUAGUGCAUGAGGAAUAUAUAUAUAUAUGUAUAUAUACAGUAUAAAUAUAUUUAUAUUAAUAUAUAUAAUUAUUUAUAUUAAUAUAUAUAUAUAUAUAUUCCUCAUGCACGAAUGAGGAAUAUAUAUAUAUGUAUAUAUAUACAGUAUAUAUAUAUGUAUAUAUACAGUAUAAAUAUAUAUUUAUAUUAAUAUAUAUAUAUACAUAUAUAUAUAUAUAUAUAUUCCUCAUGCACUAAUUAACUAAAAGAGUGCGCACUUGCCGCACGCUCGCCCGACACUGCGGCGCGAUGAUGUCACGUUAUCAAUGAGAAAAUGUAUUUUUAGACAACAAGUGAUAGAAAAUAGAUUAGAAAGGACACAUUUAAAAAAAUUACUUGAAAAUUUCUGCGGGCCGGAUAUUGUAUGCUGCCGGGCCUCAUUCGGCCCACGGGCCUUAGUUUGGGGUCCCCUGAUCUAAGCUUUGUAAAUUCCGGGUAUUAUUCUCUAUUCUUUCAUUAUCAUAUUUUCAGAAUGUGUUUGUUCUAUUUUUGGCCAAAGUAAGACAACGGAAUCAAUCUGAAGUUGUCUUUAUUUUUUAGUUUCAAUGUCAUGAUUUUAAUGCGCAGAUUUCCCUCCAUGCGGCCCCUUGAGCUCAAAUGAGUUGGACAGCCCUAAUGUACAGUAUUACAGCAUAUGUAACAGCUGCGGCACAAAACAAAGGGCAGCAUAAAAAUAAAGAGUAGAUCCAGCAGAAAAUAGACAUUAAAAACAAAGAAAGGAAGCUAACAGAAAAGGUCGGACAAAUUGAAAUAAAUAAAUUGAGACUUCCCGCAGGCUGGAUUUUGGACGCUGGUGGGCCGUAGUUUGGGGACCCCUGCUGUAAUCUGUCAAAGCCCUUGUCUUAUAAAAUGCAUUGCCUUCUUUGCUGUUCUUACUGUACAGUAACAGUAAAAACAUUUGAUCAGACUGUACUGUGCAUACUUGGAAGGAGCUAAAAAGACAAUGACUUACUGGAAAGGAAACAAUGCACUUGUAUUAUCAUUAGACUGCAGCGGGUUUUUUGCCCUUUUGCCACCAGCAGAAUAUAACCCCAUCUUUUUUUUAAUAAGAAUCGCUGGGUUGGGAUGUGUUGUCGAUACAAGUGACCCUCAAACUCCCAGGUGAAGGUAUACCUUUGGCCUGCAGGGGAAGAAGAGCUGUCAGAGAUUUUUGGAAAAAAAAAAAACGCAUUUGAGGAAGCACAGUAGUGAGCACAAAGCAGCCACACAUGUCUCUGGGUGAGAAAUGAGCUUCAGCAGCCGGCGAGCUAAAAAUACUGCCAGCCAGCCAGAGUGAAUUAGGUGAAGAAACGUAUUGAUCAUGUCAGCUGUUCAUCUUCAAGGAGUCUGCACACAGAAUGGAAGCACUGGCAUGGGCCUGGUAUCACCACAGUAUCACUAACUUUAAUGGUAUCAGCAUAUCUGCACAAUUUAUAUGAAAAAAAAAGACAAUUUUCCAAUUUUCUGCUUCUCUCAAAGCCCCUCUAAUAACUAAGUAAAACACUGUCACGUGAUACUCAAUGUAGACAAAUGUAUUGGGACACCUGAUAAACUUGAAUGAAUAAAUUAAAAUAGUAUCCCAAUACAUUUGUCCAUGUCUUGUAUUUGUUGUUUCCACGGGUCUUCUUUGUCUUCUAAGUUGCGUUAAAUAUGUAUUUCUAGCUUCAGUUUCUGAAAUUAAUAUUUUUAAAAAAAUAGAGUGAUAUUAUCUAUUUAUUAGUGCAAAUAGUAUAAAUAUGUGUGACUAAGCUAAGGUUAUAUUUAUUGUAUUUAAACUGUAAAUAUUGAUGUACAUUCUGAGACAUUCACAAUAAGUAUAUCUAGUGAAAGUGAGCAGGUGUAUACUUGAGCUGUAAAUAAAUAAUAAUAAUUGUAUAUUUUGAAAUAUUUUUUUGAUUUUUGUACAGUAGGUCAAUUUACUGUCGCGGUCAUGUCUGUUUGUGCGUUGGUGGUGGUACCCGAGUCAACAUGGCCAAGGGAUGUGUGAUGCAUUUUGUGUGGAUGUGCGUGUGUGUAAAGUAAAAGUGUGUUAAGUAAAUGUAGGUUUUUGUGUAGUUUCUCUGCUCUCACUGUUAUGUGCUGCUGAUUAUGGGACCACUUCUGUAAACUCUUUUGUGUGUUUCUUCCUGCCAACAGCAGACUGGCAACAUAAACAAUCAAUGAGAUGGAAAGUUAAAAUGUUGUCAUCCUUUAUUUAUUGAUUUAUUUAUUUUUUGGUUGACCAACUGUAUAACUUAACAUAAAUUAGCAAACAAAGAGAAAUAAAAUGAUCACUUUGACUAAAAAGUCUAUAAUGUGUGUCUGUUUUGUGAUGUGCGUGUAGUAUUUGAGAUACAGUAUGUUACGUAACACGCAAAGGAGUGCAAAGAGAGCACAACUACAACCAGAUAUUUUAGAGACUAAAAUGCGAAUACACGUUGAAAGGCGUAAAGCCUUCUCAUCCAAAUUAAUUUAGUUUUGGGCUUCCGACAAGCUGCUCCGCCUUCCUUGAAAAUUUGGCCGUGAGGGAUGGAGUGGAUAGUAUUUUUUUUUAAAGACAAUGUGUUCAAAUCAUGGCUCGAUUCACAUUCACACAAGCAGAAAUACCAGUUUGAAAUUGUAACCACAAUAGUUAACUGCAGAUUAUUUGCACACAAUAUUGUAAAAGUGUAUUAACUUUUAAGGGGGAACUGCAC
Molecule: messenger RNA, 11148 nt
Organism: Nerophis ophidion (straightnose pipefish)
Lineage: Eukaryota; Metazoa; Chordata; Actinopteri; Syngnathiformes; Syngnathidae
Gene: slc6a17
Product: solute carrier family 6 member 17
Exons: 12
Coding region: 473-2665 (730 amino acids)
Biological process (GO): alanine transport; glycine transport; L-leucine transport
Cellular component (GO): synaptic vesicle; plasma membrane
Source: RefSeq, a predicted model, not a curated record